Molecule: messenger RNA, 1371 nt
Organism: Arabidopsis lyrata subsp. lyrata
Lineage: Eukaryota; Viridiplantae; Streptophyta; Magnoliopsida; Brassicales; Brassicaceae
Product: transcription factor KUA1
Exons: 3
Coding region: 192-941 (249 amino acids)
Biological process (GO): response to ethylene; response to auxin; response to gibberellin
Molecular function (GO): DNA binding
Source: RefSeq, a predicted model, not a curated record
AGAAGUAAGGGUCAAAUGUUUUUGUGGUGAGCUCUCAAAAGCAGACAUAAAAGAAUCAUUCCCAUUUAUAAACAAACCUAAACCUCUCUUUUCUUCUUCUUCUUCUCUUUACCUUUUUCAUUCCAAAAUAUCUCUCUCUCUCUCUCUCCCUAUCUCCGAUCAAAGUGUUGCUCUCUUUGCGAGCAGCUUCCAUGUCGCGUAGUUGCUCACAGUGUGGAAACAACGCCCACAACUCUCGCACAUGUCCAACAGAGAUAACCACCACCGGCGACAACAACGGCGGCAGCGGCGGCGGAGAGAAAGCCAUCAUGCUUUUUGGCGUCCGCGUCACGGAAGCUUCAUCAUCUUGUUUUAGAAAAAGUCUUAGUAUGAACAAUCUCUCUCAAUUCGAUCAAACUCCUGAUCCCAAUCCCGCCGAUGACGGUGGUUACGCUUCAGACGACGUCGUUCACGCCUCCGGUAGAAACCGCGAACGCAAACGAGGAACUCCAUGGACAGAGGAAGAACAUAGAUUGUUUCUUACUGGAUUGCAUAAAGUUGGAAAAGGUGAUUGGAGAGGCAUUUCAAGAAACUUUGUUAAAACUCGAACACCGACUCAGGUAGCGAGUCAUGCUCAGAAAUAUUUUCUCCGGCGGACUAAUCAGAAUCGCCGUCGUCGUAGAUCAAGCCUCUUCGACAUCACUCCCGAUUCGUUUACAGGAUCUCCAAAAGAAGAGAAUCUUUUGCAUACUCCAUUGGAUGGAUCAAAACUAAUCCGUCCGGUUCCGAUUCCGAUUCCGAUUCCUCCGUCGCGGAAAAUGGCAGAUUUGAAUCUUAAUCAGAAAACUCAGCCGACAACGGAGAUGUUUCCGUUGCCGGCAUCAUCCAAUGAACAGAAGGCACGUGCCUCGGGGUUCAAGGCGAUGUCGAGUAAUGGAGAUAGUAUAAUGGGAGUGGCUUGAUGAAGAAGAUAAUGUUUUAAUUAAUUUAUAUUGUAUAAGAUAAGAUUUGAAUGAUGGUUAAUGUGAAAUUUGAGAAUUAGGCUAAUUAGAUACUUUGAUGAUCAGACUUCAGUGAGGUUUUUAAGGUUUGAAUUAGUGUGUACAUGUUUUUUGCUCUUUUUGGGGGAAGGGAGAAGGAAACUACUUGUCGUUUUUGUUGUUGUAUGAUUAUAUGGAAGAUGCUGUAAAACAACAGGUAGUCUCUGGGUUGUUUUGGUCAAGACUUCAUCAGAUUCAGAAGUGAAGACUACUUCAAGCUUAAAAUAGUUAUAUGGAAUUUAAUUUAAUUGUGUCAGUCUCUUGAAAAGUUAAAAUAGAAUGGUUAUUGCCUUAUUGAGUUAAGGUUAAGUGUAUCUGAAUGCUUUUUUUAUUGUAAGACUUUUUCCUGUUC